This is a messenger RNA of Aspergillus calidoustus, 690 nucleotides long. The record is from the annotation of a GenBank genome assembly. Lineage: Eukaryota; Fungi; Ascomycota; Eurotiomycetes; Eurotiales; Aspergillaceae.
AUGCUCACAUUGCUUCAGAUCCUCGAAAUGCAAACCGCUCCCUUUCGCUACGAGCUAGGUGACGGCCACACCUAUGACUUUGUACAAGGCGUUUUUCACGUGCCCUUGGAUCCAGAAUCCAAAGAAGUCUUCCCAACGGAAAAGGACGGCUUCUCGUACUUCAAUCUCGACCCCUCCGCCGCCUCGUUGCAGCCGGUCCAAGACCUCGAGGACUUCAUCGCCACCGAAGGACCCUACGACGGCAUAAUCGCCUUCAGCCAGGGCAUCAUCGUCGCCUCGACCUUGAUCCUUCGCAGCAUCCAGGAAGGCCGAUCCUCGCCCUUCAAGUGCGCCAUCUUCUUUUCUCCGCGACUAGGCGCGAUGGACUACGCGGAGUUUCAAAGAAGCGGUCAAGUCGGCGAAAUCGACUUUGACGCGCACCAGGGUAUCAUUCCUGUCCCUACGGCGUUAAUCUGGGGCCGUGAGGAUCCGGAUCGGGGCAAAGCAGCGCAACUGCAGAAACUGUAUCCACGGGAUCGGCUUUUCAGUUAUGAGCAUUCCGGCGGUCAUACGGUGCCCGGGGCGGGGCGGAAUAUAGAUUUGCUGAAGAGUGUCAAUGUGGCGCGGCGGGCAAUUGAAACUGCGAUGCAGGGACAUUGAAGCAUGGUCCGUAGGUACUACGAAAAGUCGUUGUUCUUACUUACGAUGGUA